AGUCGCCGUCGCCGUCGUCCGCAACAGCAUGCAGGUGCGUUCAUGGCCAUUAUCGACCUCAUCUCCGUACAAUACAUCCGCGAUGCCCGGAUGGCGGUGCGAUAUUCCGCCUCCUCAUUCGGAUCAUCAUGACACCCUCAAUGAUGCCUCUUUAGACACAGAUGGAGCACAUACCUCCAGCUCAUCCAUCUCAUGCUUUCCGCCUCUUCGGAUUCUCUUAGAUCUUCAUCUCCAUGCAAAUCACUCACAUGACACCCUUUCCUGUGUCCUAUCAGCAGGUGUUCUGUCCAUGAGGCCUCUUCCAAGUCCUUAGAUCAACACGAUGCGUGGAAGAGAUAGUGCGUACGCAAUCAUCUAUGUAUCUAUAUGGUAAUCCCAGCCAUACCAUCAUGCCACAGGCCGGCCGUCCAUGCCGUUAGCGUCGCUCCUGAAAUAGGUGUCCUCGGUGGAUUAAAGACCUUUCAUUACUUCCAGCAUUCUGUAAACGACCAAACCCUUGGCGAACAGCGUGCUUGCUUGUCAUCAGAUAAUCGCGGAUUACGUGAAUCGGUAACCGCAGAGGGCAGUGAAUAGAUAUUACCCUUCUCAAAACCAUGAACUCAUGGAAAUAGUACUACAUCAAAAUAUUUACUAGUUGUUCCACACCUGCCAUGGUCACCUGACUACCCCCUGUGCCCUUCAGCUCUUCUGUACAUCUAUCCCCAAGUUCGUCCAUCCUCACUCCGCAAACGCCUAUCAUGUCCUGACCGUCCUUCGACGAAGCUCAAAGUCUUCCAUGUCCACCGAUACCGUAAUCUCCGUUGUCAUUAACCGCUGAGUGAAUUGCUCACCGGUUCUCACACCUGAUGGAGGUUUUAUAUUGACAUUGACGUCGUCACUGGAGUUAACGCGUUAACUGUUACCACAUCCUGUUUUCUGUGACGAACACCAUGCCAGCAAUAU
Serpula lacrymans var. lacrymans S7.9 is the source of this 942-nucleotide messenger RNA. RefSeq lists its product as uncharacterized. The record is from RefSeq and is a predicted model, not a curated record. NCBI's taxonomy places the organism in Eukaryota, Fungi, Basidiomycota, Agaricomycetes, Boletales, Serpulaceae. The transcript is spliced from 2 exons. Bases 29 to 313 code for a protein of 94 amino acids.